AUGCGCGAAGAAGAGGAGCGGUUGAGCCCGAGAUUACAGAAUCAGCGGGGAGCACUGCAGCGUGCUACUGAUAAAACUUCGGGUAUUGGGAGGAGCACAAGUGGUUUGGCGAAGGCCGAUAUCAUACCAAGAGAUGUCUUGACCGGCCAGAACACAGGCGGAAUGGAGGGCGCUGAACGCACAAAUGAAGGAGAAUCCAGCUCUUACGGGAGGCAACUUACUGGCUUGGGAAAAACAGAACAAGAUGGUAUGGAUUCUAUCAUGGGUCGUUGGAAUGGAUCCUACCCAACACCUUUGGGGCCAGAGAUCUUUUUCUGGACGGACAGAGGAUGGGGCUGCUUGCUUCGGAAGCCGGCUAUGGUGUCGCAAACGCUUUUGGAAGGAUCGAAAAGUAUUCACGGACUUGUCAGUCUAGUGUGUAAAUGUGAUAUGAUCGAUUAUAUCACCGUGGUAGGAGAGGCUCUGGAGAAGAUGAAGAAGGAAUACGCUGUGGAAGACAACUGA
Letharia columbiana is the source of this 504-nucleotide messenger RNA. RefSeq lists its product as uncharacterized. The record is from RefSeq and is a predicted model, not a curated record. Lineage: Eukaryota; Fungi; Ascomycota; Lecanoromycetes; Lecanorales; Parmeliaceae. The coding region runs from base 1 to 504 and encodes 167 amino acids. The transcript has a single exon.